This is a messenger RNA of Rotaria sp. Silwood2, 2506 nucleotides long. NCBI's taxonomy places the organism in Eukaryota, Metazoa, Rotifera, Eurotatoria, Philodinida, Philodinidae. The record is from the annotation of a GenBank genome assembly.
AAAAAGUGUCAAAACACCCCUAUCUCUCCGGUCUUGUAAGUCUGAUCAAGCUGAAAUUUUUUUGUUUAAAAAAAUAUUAUUCUCCUGAUUUUUGGUACAGCUGACAAAAAAAAUGUGCUUUUUAGGAUACCUUCGAUAUUUUGGCUUUUUUAUUCGAAGAUCAAAAAAUGAAAGAACCCUUAUCUUAAACAGUGUCUAGUGUCUGUAGAAAAACUUUUGUAGUUUGGAGAAACAGAGGCGAUCAUUUUCCACCAUUGUGAUCCUGAUAUUUCAUAGAGGACUGAAUUCGAGAAUUUUGAGUCUAUAACAACUUUUGUUCAACUCGUCACGAUCUAUCUAUUCUUUCUUUGUUUGUAUACUCAUUCAUUUUAUUUGGGUUUGAUUUAAGUGGUCAGUCGAAAUAAAUGAAAUCGUCAGUAAAAAAAAAUAUACAAAUGAUCAGUAUAUAGAUAUAUUGAACGGUCAGUACUGAAUUACAAAAUGGUCAGUUUAUUGCAUAUUAUGAGCAGUAAAGAAUUUAGUUUCGGCCAAUGAAAAGUAUAGAUUUCAUCAGCAGAAUUUUUUCAUUCAUAUAAAAUAGUUUAUGGAUAUGGAUUCUAACAGACUUUCAUUUCAUACACAUCCACAUCCUUCAGCUUGGAUAAAUAGUACCUUUUUUCAAUGUCUCUAUCAUAUAGCAGAUAAAUACUUGCUCUACAUUGAAGUCCACGGCGCUUGUCUUUGUUACAUUUUCAAUAAGCUGUUCUCAUUUCAUAUGAUGUUUUCACCAUGCAUUUUCAUUUGGUGUUUCUGUUCUAUCAACAUUAUGCAGUGCAGCUUCAUCCACUCAAUAUUUUAGUUUCUUUUGUUUGGCAACAUCUUUCGUUUCGAUUUGUUUCAUCAUUCCACAACCUUUUCAUCUGAGUAACAUGUACCACACCCAUCUUUUACUUUUCUAUUCUAGCGCCUCUUUUACAACUUUAACAGUAAGACGUAUAAAUAUAAACGUGACAUGCUGUUGGAGUCGUUGAGGACAAGGUCUAUAUUCCUUCCACUCAGAUUCUCACACGAAGGGAAGUAAAAGAAUUAAAGAAAGUUAAAUUUAUUACAGUCAUUGCAACUUGAAUAGCCGUCAAGUAAAAUAAGAUAAAUGCAGUUUCUCCUAGACUCCUCUGGUACUCGAAAACGAAGAAAAGAGUCAAUCACACUAUAAUGCAUUUCAAUUUCUAUACUUACCCUUUGUUUUAAUUGAGUUUUAGUAAAUUUUAUUAAGUAACCUUUCAAUUUAAAAACAAACCUUUUUAUUCAUCGAUAACUGACCAUUUAAGUAAUUUGAUAAUAAAUUAUUCAAUUUAUUGGUUUUUUGAAUUAUUUAACUUACUACUGAUCAUUUCAUUUAUGUUACUCACCAAAUGUUUUGCUCCGAUUUUUUUGUUGAGACUCCCAAAGAAUAAAAGACCAAUAUUGAUAUAUAUGGGGGUGGUCAAUUUGACUGGUACCCCGUUUUGAUACAGUCCUAUUGUACGGAUAAACCUACUAUUGUCCGGGCCAUAUAAUAGAGGAUCCUUUAUAACUCUGGAUUGGCCCGAACAACAUCAUGUCUUAUCCGUAUAAUAGUAGAGAAAAGCUACUAGCCACAAUCGUGAGCUGGUAGCUUUUUCCUACUAUUGUAAGGAUAAGACAUGGUGUUGUUCGGGCCAAUCCAGGGUUAUAUAGGAUCCUCUAUUAUAUGGCCCGGACAAUAGUAGGUUUUAUCCGUACAAUAGAACUGUAUCAAAACGGGGUACCAGUCAAAUUGACCACCCCCAUAUAUAUUGUUUUUUCUUUUAUUUUAAAGUCAAAGUUAUACUAUGAUUAUAAUACAAGUUCGAGUAAUGAACAAGCUUUAUUACGACCAGUAUUAAAUAUAGUUGAAAAUGGAAUUGUGCCAAGAAAAACUUCAACAUUUAGUAUAUUCUUUCCUUGUUUAACAACAAAUCGAGUUAAUUGUUCAGUAUUAUUUCGAUUGUAUAAUUCAACAACAAAUCAUACAUCAAUGAUUAUACCUUUAAAAUUUAUGAAAUAUUGUCGAGAUGAAACAAUGAAUCAUUCUUUGCUUUCUCAAUUUUAUAAUUCAAAUCAAAUUAUUGAUUAUUUACUGAUGAAAGAAUCUCGACAUCGAGAGUUCGCAUCAAUAACAAUAACAACUAUAUUCGCAUAUUCAUUAAUUAUUGCUUUUGUUGUUUUUUUAAUUGUAUUUUGUACGGCUAUAAGCUUAUUUUGUCUUUUUCGAAUGACAACAACAAAGAAGACAUUAUCAAAAGAUUUGAUUCAUGAUACUCAAGAUUAUCCAAUACUACCCGCGUCAUUUGAUAUGACAACUUUUGAAGAUGUUAGUCUAUAUUCAUGUACUCAGUAUGAUUUUACGAAAACAGCUGAUGAACUGUUAUCUUCAGUAACUUUUGCUGAUUGUACUAUUGAUCAGAAUCAUGUUAUACUACAUGAAAUCAUUAUGGAAGGUACACUGGUUUAUUUAUUUUUUUGUUGA